Entamoeba dispar SAW760 is the source of this 483-nucleotide messenger RNA. RefSeq lists its product as uncharacterized. Gene Ontology annotation, molecular function: protein binding; RNA binding. The coding region runs from base 1 to 483 and encodes 160 amino acids. Gene Ontology annotation, cellular component: nucleolus; small-subunit processome. The record is from RefSeq and is a predicted model, not a curated record. NCBI's taxonomy places the organism in Eukaryota, Evosea, Mastigamoebida, Endamoebidae. Gene Ontology annotation, biological process: rRNA processing. The transcript has 2 exons.
AUGAAAUUAGAAGCUAAUCAUGGAGAUGAAAAGAGUUUAAAGAAAGUAUAUAAUGAAGCAUUAGAAGUAUGUGAUAUGAAGAAGAUUAUGCUUCAUAUGAUUCACAUUUAUAAAGAAAAGAAAGAAGAAGAAGAGAAAAUAAACAGAAUAAUAUUUAAGAAAGUUAAAGGAAGUUGUAAAGUAUAUAAGAAAUAUUGUAAUUUCAUAAUGAGAAAUAAUAGAGAAGAAGAAAAUAAGAAUACAAUAAGUAAAGCAAAAACAACAUUAGAUAAAAAGAAAAUGAUAAGUUUAGAAAUUCAUAUUGCACGAUUAGAAUAUAAAUAUGGAUCAUUGAUAAAGGAAGAUCAAUUUAAACAAAAAUUAAGUACUAAAACAAUGAAAACAUUCUUAACUAAAUAUUUAGAAUUUGAAAUAAAAUAUGGAGAUGAAAGUAAACAAGAACAUGUUAGAGAUAUUGUUAAAUCAUUUGUUUCAAGAAAAUAA